Messenger RNA from Hipposideros armiger (great roundleaf bat), 1309 nucleotides. RefSeq names its product ubiquitin specific peptidase 18 (gene USP18). The transcript is spliced from 11 exons. The coding region runs from base 1 to 1143 and encodes 380 amino acids. The record is from RefSeq and is a predicted model, not a curated record. Gene Ontology annotation, biological process: protein deubiquitination. Gene Ontology annotation, cellular component: cytosol; nucleus. Gene Ontology annotation, molecular function: cysteine-type deubiquitinase activity. Lineage: Eukaryota; Metazoa; Chordata; Mammalia; Chiroptera; Hipposideridae.
AUGGAGAUCGUUUUUGAAAAGAAAAGUGUUUGGGUUCCUGAGGAGAUUUGCCAGUCAGUCCUGUCUGAGUCUCAGCAGUUCUCCGCAGACCCUGUUGGAAAGAAGGAAGAGAACAACAACAUGAAGAAGAAGAGGGAUCAGCUACCAGAACGCCGCAGGGCCUGGGACUGCCCUCAGGGCCCAGUUGGUUUACACAACAUUGGACAGACCUGCUGCCUUAACUCCCUAAUCCAGGUAUUCAUUAUGAAUGUGGGCUUCACCCAGAUACUGAAGAGGAUAACAGUACCAAGGGGAGCAGAAGAGCGGAGGAGAAGUGUCCCCUUCCAGCUGCUCUUGCUGCUGGAGAAAAUGCAGGACAGUCGGCAGAAAGCAGUGCGACCCAUGGAGCUCGUCUACUGUCUCCAGAAGUACAAUGUACCAUUGUUUAUCCAGCAUGAUGCUGCUCAGCUCUACCUCACAGUUUGGAACCUGAUUAAGGACCAAAUCACUGAUGUGGACUUGGUAGAGAGGCUGCAGGCCCUGUACAUAAUCCGGAUGGAGGAGUCCUUGAUUUGCCUUGAAUGUACCAUGGAGAGUAGCAGAAACAAUAGUAGCAUGCUGACCCUCCCUCUUUCUCUUUUUGGUAUGGACUCAGAGCCCCUAAAAACACUGGAGGAUGCCCUUCACUGUUUCUUCCAGCCCAGGGAGUUGUCAGGCAAGAACAAGUGCUUCUGUGAGAACUGUGGGAAGAAGACCCGUGGUAAACAGGUCUUGAAGCUGACCCAUUUGCCCCAGACCUUGACAAUCCACCUCAUGCGGUUCUCCAUGAGGAAUUCACGGACAGAAAAAAUCUGCCACCCACUGUAUUUCCCCCAGAGCUUGGAUUUAAAUCAGGCCCUUCUGACUGAGAACAACUUCUGCAAUGCUGAAGACCAGCUUGGGGGACAGUAUGAACUCUUUGCUGUGAUUGCCCACGUGGGGCUGGCUGACUUUGGCCAUUACUGCGCCUAUGUCCGGAAUUCUGUGGAUGGGAAGUGGUUCUGCUUCAACGACUCCAGUGUUUGUUGGGUAUCCUGGGAAGACAUCCAGUGUACCUAUGGAAAUCAUAACUGCCGCUGGCGGGAAACUGCAUAUCUUCUGGUUUACAUGAAGACUGAGUCCUAAUAUUGUACCCCAAAUCUUCAGAGACUGACAAAGUAUCAUUUUCCUGUUCUGUCCCUAAAUCUGUUCUUUUAAGAGAUUUUGCAAUUAAGAGAAGUACUACCAUGUUUCCCCAAAAAUAAGACCAAGUAUUAUAUUAGUUUUUCUCCAAAAGAUGCAUUUUAUUCAU